AUGGCUGUAAAUCCUCGUUACCUCCCGAGACAACCUCACCACGCAAGGUUCUCCUCCCGGCCUCUACGAUCCUCGUCCAUCAAGUCGGCGGGCGAUGGCAGGCGAACACUUCUCAUCAUCUACAUCCGUGGAUUCCUCCCAGCGCAUGUCCAUAGUCUCUCUACUACGGCGCUAGCAUCGACACAUUAUCUACACGAAAAUUUAUCUGCGAUACAAAUCCCGGAAGAAUAUCUCCUUUGCCCGAGACACAUUCAGCAAUUGGCUAUCCGGGAGACGAUAAGCUCUUUCAAUACCGCAUCUUGGGGCCUUGUUGCUUUCGAUAUUCCAUUCCUUGGUAUACAUCCUGGUGUGAUCGGCAUAUGGGUUGCCAGUUUGUUUCGAUCUCCGCCUGAGCUGGAGGAAUCGUUAUCUACGUCCAGCCCCGUUCAAAGAUCGUUCCUUGGAACCACAGGAUCCAACAUAUAUAAUCCGCCUUAUUCCAACGAUGUUCAUUUAGCCCAGCGGAAAGGCAAAGUCCAAAGACCAUGGUAUUUUUGGAACAAGUAUGCGGGGGAAUUGGCCAAAGUGAGUAGCAACUACGUUCCUUCUGACGUAGAAUUCGGAGGUCGCCUUGUUGACUACCCGAGCUUCAAGAAGCGUUAUAACGCCAUUCAGGCGUUGAAAAAUGUGAACGAAAUUAUGAAACCUCCGGCUCGAAAUGGCUGGCUGAUGAACCAAGAGAGGAUUGUAAAUUAUUAUCCUGCGAGCACAGGACCAAUCAAGGAGAGACCACGUCCCCGCGAAGACACCAAACUCGUCCGGAGCCUGCUGCCUCAGAGCGACAACCCCGGUCUUCGCGGAAAUCUUCAGGUUCUGGUUCACCAGCACUUUCGCCUCUACCAUUAA
Rhinocladiella mackenziei CBS 650.93 is the source of this 885-nucleotide messenger RNA. RefSeq lists its product as uncharacterized. The transcript has 2 exons. Lineage: Eukaryota; Fungi; Ascomycota; Eurotiomycetes; Chaetothyriales; Herpotrichiellaceae. The record is from RefSeq and is a predicted model, not a curated record. Bases 1 to 885 code for a protein of 294 amino acids.